Messenger RNA from Carcharodon carcharias (great white shark), 2762 nucleotides. RefSeq names its product myosin regulatory light chain interacting protein a (gene mylipa). Gene Ontology annotation, biological process: ubiquitin-dependent protein catabolic process. Gene Ontology annotation, cellular component: cytoskeleton. The transcript has 7 exons. Lineage: Eukaryota; Metazoa; Chordata; Chondrichthyes; Lamniformes; Lamnidae. The record is from RefSeq and is a predicted model, not a curated record. Gene Ontology annotation, molecular function: ubiquitin-protein transferase activity; cytoskeletal protein binding. The coding region runs from base 297 to 1631 and encodes 444 amino acids.
GUCGGGAGCACGAGCGGGCAGACCUGGUAGACGGAGAGAGAGGGGCAAAGUUGCUGGUAUCGGGUGUAGGCCAGGAGCCCAGAGCCGGGGGACUGUGUGUGUGGGCGAGCGGUAGAAAGCGCGCGGACGGGUCAGGGACCUGGUACCGACAGCGAGCGAGGGGACUGGUCGGGGCGGACACAGGCAGCCUAGCUGGGCCUGGGUGCCGGGAUAUCAGCGGCGCCGGCUCAGGGUAGAGGGAGAGCGGCGGCAACAGGGAGCCAGCGAUCCGGUGUCCCGGGAGCUCAGCCACCGCGAUGCUGUGUUAUGUGACCAGGCCCGACUCGGUGGUGAUGGAGGUGGAGGUGGAUCCGAAAGCGAACGGCGAGGACUGUCUGAACCAGGUUUGUCACAGGCUCGGGAUUAUAGAAGAUGACUAUUUGGGUUUGCAGUACUCCGCGAAUAAAGGGGAGACUCUUUGGCUGAACUUGAGGAACCGAAUCUCUCAACAGAUCGAAGGGAUGCCUCCUUAUAGAUUCAAGCUCCGAGUCAAAUUUUUUGUGGAGCCUCACCUCUUACUUCAGGAGCAAACCAGGCACCAGUUUUUCCUUCACGUCCGGGAUGACCUACUAAGCGGGCGCCUACAUUGUUCACCAGAGCAGGCUGUGGACUUAAGUGUACUUCUAGCACAAGUGGAAUUUGGAGACUACAAUCAAAACACUGCCAAAUAUUCUUAUGAAGACCUUUGUACAAAUGAGUUAAACACUACCAUUUUGAACAGUAUUGUUGCAAGACACAAGGGAUUAGAAGGAAUGAGCCAAUGCACAGCUGAGUAUAGAGUUCUACAGAUUGCAUGCACACUAGAACACUAUGGUGUAGAGUGGCAUUCAGUAAAAGAUGGUGAUGGACAGAAGAUGAUGAUUGGAGUUGGGCCUGAUGGCAUAUCUGUCUGCAAAGAGAACUUGAGUUUAAUUAACAGGAUUUCAUAUCCUAUAAUCCAGAUGGCUACCCAAUCUGCAAAAAAUGUUUACCUUACCAUCACCAAGGAAUCUGGUAGCAGCAUAGUGCUAAUGUUAAAGCUGAUCAGUACCAGAGCAGCAAGUGCCCUUUAUCGUGCGAUAACUGAAACCCAUGCUUUUUACAGGUGUGAUACUGUUACCAAUGCUGUCAUGAUGCAAUAUAGUAGAGACUUCAAGGGCCACCUUGCUUCUUUGUUUCUCAAUGAAAACAUCAAUCUGGGUAAGAAAUAUGUUUUUGACAUCAAACGCACAUCCAAGGAGGUUUAUGACCACACACGAAGAGCUUUGUAUAAUGCUGGCAUUGUAGACUUUGUUCCCCACGAUCAAGAUGGCCAGAACUCUCCACUUAAAUCUUCAGAGCAUGAAUUGAACUGUAACAGUUGUGAAGGGCUGAGCUGUCAGCAAAGCCAAGCACUCCAAGAAAAGCUUCGAAAACUUAAAGAAGCAUUAUUGUGCAUGGUCUGUUGUGGCGAGGAGAUUAAUACAGCCUUCUGCCCCUGUGGCCACAUGGUUUGCUGCAAUUCUUGUGCUAAUCAGCUGCAGGCCUGCCCAGUUUGUCGCUCUGGAAUUGAUCAUAUUCAGCAUGUAUUCCUACCCACAUGUGCCAGUCUACUCAACCUCACUGUAAUUUGAACAAUCCCAAGGGUCAGCAUUUCUGACUGGAUGAUCUUCAGAGUUCUUCCACAUAACAGAAGGAAUCAGGAAGCACUCCCGUGUUUGUCCUAAUGCAAAUAUAACUGUUUGUUCUAGACCUCUCUGUUCUCAUAUCAACAGAUUAUGGAAGUUUUUGGUACAACUUGUAAAACACUGAAGAUUCACUAAGAAACUUCUCAGAUUGUAUUAAAAGACUGGCCAAAUUCAAGACCAAUUGCCGAGGUCUAUUUGUUGAUCUGAAAAUGUACUGUAGCAUUUUCUUCCAGAAGCUUGUAAAUGGAGAUUUGGUGACACUGCCUGAACAAUCCCUUUACCUGGAUAUUGUUAUUUCUUAAUUAUAUUCAUCCAUAGUGUUAGAACUUUUAAUUCGAUUGUUUUGACAUGCUUUUUUUAAAAAAAAAUAAGCUUUUUAAACUUUUUUGGUCUUUUUGUAAUUCACAUGUAAGUGACACCAAAAUUAACAACAUUGGUGCAAGUGGAACAGAAUCAUUUGAGGUGUGUAAUAGCUUUAUUCAUCCUUUCUGAAACCAAUUACAGGGUGGAAAGUGCUGUAUUUUAAAUGUGAUUUUUUGAAAUUCUGAUCUUUUCUAUCCACAGCAGAAAAAAUUCUUAAUUCUGCAACAUGCAAAUUCACUAGUUCUACACCACCUCCUUCAGACAUGACAAAGCUGAAUUGUUUAAAACCAGGUUUGGUUAUGGAGUUUCUCUACUCUGAAAUGUAUGGUCCGUAGAAUUUUUCAAAUGCAAAGACUUGCUAGAAGACCAAUUUUUGUGCAAUUCUGGAUGCUUUCGAGGCUAGGAAUAAACUAGUGUCACUUUAUCAAGGAAUUUCCAAAAUGUAUUGUUCAUAGGGUUGCCUUAAUGUAGCAGCAAUGAUAGACUCCAUCUGUUUAUGUACAGAUCAGGUUCUUUGCACAGAUGUUUCAGACUUUUAAACAUAUAUUGUUGACUGUCAUGUUAGCACAUAGCCUCUUGCUCAAAGGGGCAUCUAUUUUUUCACUUUGUAUAAAUGAGGUUUAUUUCCAUUUGAAGCAAAAACAUUGUCUAAGCUAGAUUUAACUUGACUUUUUUAUAUUCCUUUUAAAGUGUUAAUAAAAAUUUUGUAUCAAA